Molecule: messenger RNA, 966 nt
Organism: Gastrolobium bilobum
Lineage: Eukaryota; Viridiplantae; Streptophyta; Magnoliopsida; Fabales; Fabaceae
Exons: 2
Coding region: 1-966 (321 amino acids)
Source: RefSeq, a predicted model, not a curated record
AUGGGUUCUUCAUGCAAUAACUCUUCUGUCAAUGGCUUCUACAACUUCAUUACUCAAGGACUCAACGAACUUCACCAAUCAUUCCACUCCCAUAACUUCAUGUCAAUCCAAUUCAUUUCAGAGAUGCUCUCAUCUCUCCAAUCCUUCAAUUCCCACUUAAUCAUUUUGGUCCAAAAACUUUGCUUGCCAGUUGGAGGAAAAUGGCUAGAUGAAUACAUGGAUGAAAGCUCAAGGCUUUGGGAUGUAUGUCAUGUACUCAAAUCUGCCAUUUCUGGAAUAGACAACUAUUGCUCAGCUAGCUCUAAUAUAGCUUCCAUAGUGGAUGGCUUCCAUCAUUUAACUCCACAGGUUUCACAUCAGACAUAUAUGCAGGUCAUUAGGGCAAUAAAUAUUUGUCAAAGGGAGAUUCUAGGAUUGCAAGAGGAAAAUAAAAGCUUGAUGGAAACAAGAAUCCAUACAUUGUCUCAAUGUCUAAAUCAGAACAUCUCUAUGGAAUCAAAGUUAAACGAGUUCAAUGGCUUCCGAGGUGUUCUUUAUGCAAUGAAGAUUGUUAACUCAUUACUUUUGAUGAUUUUGCUGUGUGGAGUUGCAUAUUGUUGGUCUUCCUCGUGCUUUCACCAACAAGUGUAUGAAGGGCACGUGGUUUUUGGAUCUGGUUUCAUGGUUUCAAUGGAAAGAUUGCAACAGAAAGUUGCAGAGGAGAUAGAACAGAUUAAUGGGCAGCCAGGGAUUCUGCUCCUUGAAUUCCAACAAGCAAAGAUUGCCAUGGAGGAAUUGAAAGUGGAGUUGGAGAGAAUAGUGAGUUAUGAAACACGGCAUGAGAUCCAAGCAAAAGUUGACAAGUUGAAACGUUGUUUUGGGUUGUUGAGAUGUGGGGUUGAGACUAUAACAGGGCAACUUGAUGAUUUUUUUGAUGAAAUUGUAGAAGGUAGGAAGAAGCUUUUGGACAUGUGCAGUCAUAAGUAG